Molecule: messenger RNA, 3690 nt
Organism: Chrysochloris asiatica (Cape golden mole)
Lineage: Eukaryota; Metazoa; Chordata; Mammalia; Afrosoricida; Chrysochloridae
Product: chromosome unknown open reading frame, human C10orf12
Exons: 2
Coding region: 1-3690 (1229 amino acids)
Source: RefSeq, a predicted model, not a curated record
AUGCAGAGCUCAACAUUAGUAGAAAGUCUAAUUGCAGUAAAAGUGGCAGCUGAGAACAGUGAGGAGGGCAACAGCUGUAUUGUUUCUCAAAGAAAUUCAAUCAAAGUUUUAUCAGAAGAAGCUUGGGACUCAGGGUUUGUGGGGAACUUGCCUAGAACUGCUGACAAAGAGAAUGCUUUACAAUGUAGUUCGAAAACACCUCUGCGCCAGGAUAUGGAGGUAAAUGAACAAGAUGCGAGGCCAAAGCAAGAGAACCAUCUUCACUCACUAGGAAGAAAUAAAGUGGGUUACCAUUUAUAUCCCAGUGAUAAGGGCCAGUAUGAUCAUUCCAAAGAUGGUUGGUUAACCCCCAGCCCUAUGCCAGCUGUACACAAAGCAUCUAAUGGACACUCACGAACCAAGACAAUGUCAGCCUCCAUCAAGACUGCUAGGAAAAGUAAAAGGGCAUCAGGGUUGAGGAUAAAUGACUAUGAUAACCAAUGUGAUGUCGUUUAUAUCAGUCAACCAAUAACAGAAUGCCACUUUGAGAAUCAAAGAUCCAUAGUAUCAUCUCGGAAAACAGCCAGAAAGAGUACUAGAGGAUACUUUUUCAAUGGUGAUUGUUGUGAGCUGCCAACUGUUCGCACACUGGCUAGAAACUUACACUCCCAGGAAAAAGAAAGCUGCCCAACACUGGUGUCAGAGGCAGUAGUUACUUCCAAGGAAACCCUUACAAUUUCAGCCCCUAAACUUACAACCGAUGUGCAACUUCCUAGAGAAGACAGCCCUGAAGAACCUAGUGAGGAAAUCACCUCCCUCAAGGAAGGAGGCAGAAAUAUUUCAUCUGAAAAUGAAUCUCAAGAGCCUGAAAUGGAUGACCUGAGUCAGAACAGUUCUCCCAGGUCUAAGGAAAUGGCAGCCUCCAGCCCUUCACACCUCACUGAAAAGAGCAUGUCAAAAGAAAGCUCCACAGUUUCAGCUCUGACAACAAGCAGGCUAUCUUCCCAGGAACAAGACCAACAACCAGUUAAACUGAUGGAUGCGGAGGAGAUGAGUGCUCCCCAAAGCUAUAACCUGAUUUCUUCUACUGAGAGCUUUUUUGAGGGAAGCAAUGAAGAUGUUCUUUCUUCUAAAAUAGUCAGUGAAGAGGAAAAUCCUCUGUGUUCCAAAAAGCAAAGUGUCCCAGUGGACUUGGAGCUUCCUGUGAGUCUGGGAAAGACUGAGGACAGUGAAAGGAUCAGUUCUGAGGCCAAGAUUGAAGACACUCAGGAGCUCAAUACUCACCUAUGCUUGAAGAAAAAAGUGUUUACUAAUGAAAACUCUGGUGAAGUUGUGGAAAGUGAGGCGGCAGGUGACACAGGAAAGUUAGAAGGAGAAGGGAGUGAUGUCAGAUAUCCUUCAGAAAAAGAUGUGUGUGAUCAAAACACUGACUCUCCUGAAGAGAAUUUGGACAAGAAGAAAAAAGGUAAAAAAUUCCCUGAGGCAUCUGAUAGGUGCCUAAGAAGUCAGCUCUCAGACUCUUCUCCUGCUGAUAGGUGUGUAAGAAAUCAAAUUUUAGAUUCUUUAUCUGUUUGUUCUGAGAUCAAAGUUUCUAAAAAUAUUACAAAGCGUUCCAAAAAAGAGGGAUACCCUAGUGGGACAGCAUCUGAUGACUUGCUGACAGGCAAUAUCCAUACAAAAGCUCUGGGGGACACUGAAAACCCAAAUGUCUAUGAAAAUUCUUAUGAGAAAGAUGCUGAGCAGGAGAGUGAUGGAGUUGGGAUCAUCACCAGGCAGACUUUCAAAAACAUGUUGGCAAAAGAAAUCAAGUUAGAAAAAGGAGAGAUACUCCCUAACAGUGAUCCUGUCAACACAAUUGGCCAGCCCCUGCCUGAAGAGAAACUAGAAAUAGGUUUUCAGUCUAAGUUAACUAUGAAAAAUGCUCAAUCCUCCUUUGAAAGUAUUUCUUGUAAGAGGGAACUAGAGCAAUCAAGAGAAAAGCCAGGGCAUACUCCUAUCCAAGACGUGGAGGAAGUUUAUAACUGUGAGGUAGACAGUGAAAACCUCCAGCAUGAUGUACCAUCUAGCUCACUUGGCUUGUCAUGUAGUGGUGAUGCUGCUGGACCACCACAGCUGAUAUCAAGGCCUAAGAGGUUGACCUCUUCAACCUACAACCUAAGACAUGCUCAUUCUCUGGACUCCUUGGAUACUACAAAAGUGACUUCAGAAAAGGAAGCUGUACUAGUAAACCCAGUGCCAAAGGAAAUUGAAGCUUCACAGAGUGGAGAACCCAUAGAAGAGGAUGAUAUGGAAGCAGUCGUAGACGACCAACCAAAAUUUGUGGAAUGGUGUGCUGAGGAGGAGAACCAGGAGCUUAUUGCCAACUUCAAUGCCCAGUACAUGAAAGUGCAGAAGGGUUGGAUCCAAUUGGAGAAAGAAGCGCAACCAACACCAAGAGCAAAGAACAAGUCAGACAAACUAAAGGAGAUUUGGAAAAGCAAGAAAAGGUCACGGAAAUGCAGGGGCUCAUUGGAAGUUCAAAAGUUUUCUCCUGUUCAGACACUAUUUAUGAGCAACUUUAAAUUAUCUAAUGUUUGCAAAUGGUUCUUAGAGACAACUGAAACCCGAUCUCUGGUCAUUGUCAAGAAGCUCAAUACUCGCCUUCCAGGAGACACCCCUCCUGUUAAGCAUCCUCUUCAGAAAUACUCUCCUUCCAGCCCAUAUCCAAGUUCACUGCAGGCUGAACGCUUGAAAAAACACUUAAAGAAAUUCCCUGGAGCAACUCCUGUUAGGAAUAAUUGGAAAACACAGAAGCUGUGGGCUAAAUUUCGAGAGAAUCCAGAUCAAGUGGAGCCAGAGGAAGGCAGUGAUGUCAGCCUCUGCCCUAACUCGGAAGGUAGCAUAGAGGAAGUCAAGGAAGAGAGAAAUAACCACCCUCCCACAAACUCGCCUACUCCAGCCAGUACCCGAAUCCUUAGAAAGUAUUCCAACAUCCGAGGAAAGCUCAAGGCCCAACGGCGUCUGAUCCAAAAUGAGAAACCAGAAAGCCCACUUGGUGUAGCUGGGGAGAGUAGACAGAAUCGUAAGAGUGUGUGCAUCAACCCUAUGUUGUCUCCCAAGCUUGCCCUUCAGGUCGAUGCAGAUGGGUUUCCCAUCAAGCCCAGGAAUGCUGAGGGAGGGAAGGGGAGGAAAGGGAAGCAGUUCUGUGGAAGCUUGCCCACAGUAGAAGUCCAGAACAAGAGAAAGAGAGCAGAAGGAAGCACUCAGGACAAAUCUCUUCCCUCUGGUAAGGAAAAGGGACCCACAACAAAAGCUAACAAAGACAAACAUAUUGAUGGAUCCACCAAAACCCCUGCUGCCAAGAAACCAGCUACAAAAGACAAAAUCAGCCAGGUGCCCAAAAAGAUCUCUUUGAAAGAAAAUAAAGUGAAGAUCCCUAAAAAGUCUGCUGGGAAGGGCUGCCCUCCCUCCAAGAAAGAAAAAGAGAAUACCCAUAAGAGACCUGCUCAGCCCACUGUUUCAGAAACAUUGACUAAACCUGCAAAGCAAAAAGGGACUGGAGAAUCUUGUUCAAAGCCACAGAAAUCCACGAAUAGGAAGCAGAGCAGUGGGAAGAAUCGGGCCAGAUCCUUGACGAAAAGCCCAGAGAAUAGUGCUGCCCAGAGAAAGCGAAAGCUGAAGGCAAAGCUGGACUCAUUCCACAGCAAACGGAGACGACUGGAAGCUAAAUGA